Drosophila willistoni is the source of this 1112-nucleotide messenger RNA. RefSeq names its product glia maturation factor beta (gene GMF). Gene Ontology annotation, biological process: actin filament debranching; negative regulation of Arp2/3 complex-mediated actin nucleation. Bases 167 to 583 code for a protein of 138 amino acids. The record is from RefSeq and is a predicted model, not a curated record. Gene Ontology annotation, molecular function: actin binding; Arp2/3 complex binding. Gene Ontology annotation, cellular component: actin cortical patch. Lineage: Eukaryota; Metazoa; Arthropoda; Insecta; Diptera; Drosophilidae. The transcript is spliced from 4 exons.
UCAUCAAAUUUGCCACCACUAGGCAGAGCAAGAGUUAAACAAAAGGAUUACAAUAAAAUUAUUAAAUAAAUAUUAAUAGCAUUUAUAAAUUUUGUAUAAGCACCCAACUGCUCUCCCUAUAGUUUAGAUUGGAUUUUAGUUUUCCAAAUUUCCGGAAAUCAUUCAAAUGGGCGAUAAUAGAAUUUGCGAUAUUAGCAAUGAGGUUUUGGAGGAACUGAAGAAGUUUCGUUUUCGCAAGAGCGUAACAAAUUCUGCGUUGAUCUUGAAAGUGGACCGGGAAAAGCAAUGCGUUGUUCUCGAUGAACUCAUUGAUGACAUUUCCGUGGAGGAGCUGCAGGACACUCUGCCAGGACAUCAGCCCAGAUAUGUAGUUUAUACCUACAAAAUGAUCCAUGACGAUCAGCGAAUAUCAUAUCCCAUGUGCUUUAUAUUCUACACCCCAAGGGAUAGUCAGAUCGAACUCCAAAUGAUGUAUGCCUGCACCAAGAGUGCUCUUCAGCGCGAGGUCGAUCUCACUCGGGUCUAUGAAAUCCGAGAAUUGGACGAACUGACCGAAGAUUGGCUCAGAUCUAAGCUUAAGUAAACGGGCAAAAAAUCACAAGCAAAUGAAAUGACAAUUUUUCAAAGCAAUAUUUUAGUAACUAAUAUUAUAUUCCUGGAUACCAACGAUACAUACCAAUAGUAUAUAUACACACAUACAUAUAUAUAAAUACCAAAAUCAUGACAAAAUGCCGAUAAACUGUAUAUAUUUGUAAGCUCAAUUCUUUACAUAUUUUUUCCAAUUCUUUUAUUCUGUGUUCUUGUAAGUUUUUAGUUUUCGUUUUUCAACCUGUCUUGCAUUUAAAUAGUUGAUAGCAAAAACAAAGCUGGACUUGCCAAAUUAUAUAAAACAGAAUAUAUUUAUAUACAUAUACAUACUAUAGAUCCGAGAUGAUAAAUGAAACGAAAAUGUAUUUUAAUUGUAAAGAUUACAUGACAUAGACACAAAUAUUCCAUUUUAUACAUGAAAAUGUUAAGUAUUUAACAACAAACAAAAAAUAAUACAUAAAUGAAACAACGUGUUCAAUAUUAUCUACAAAUAAAUAAACAUUUGUAUAUCGAUUAUACUUGAA